Molecule: messenger RNA, 3285 nt
Organism: Vollenhovia emeryi
Lineage: Eukaryota; Metazoa; Arthropoda; Insecta; Hymenoptera; Formicidae
Product: solute carrier family 35 member F2-like
Exons: 8
Coding region: 132-1481 (449 amino acids)
Biological process (GO): transmembrane transport
Cellular component (GO): membrane
Molecular function (GO): transmembrane transporter activity
Source: RefSeq, a predicted model, not a curated record
CACGCACCCCAGGGAAACGAGAGAGGAGCAACAAGAGUAACGGCGUGUCCCUCCGCACCGAGAGCGGAAGGAGGUCGCGCAAGCGCCUCGGAUCAGUACUCGUUCGCCGGCGAGGAGCCUUCAGGGUGAAAAUGCACCAUGGCAUGGGAGGAUCGGCGGGCGAUCGUCACGGCGCUCAAAAUCCGGCGAUGCAGGCCAGGAAUGGGGUCUGCGACAAAAUCGAAAAUUACAUAUCCGAGCUGGGUCGAUGGGCGGUAUGGAGGGCGAUAAUAAUGGGCCAGUUUCUCUCGCUGGUGCUGUGCUUCAUGACGUUCAUAAAUCAUUACAUAAACACCGGUUCCUACAAGCUCUCGCUUCCAACAGGGCAGAAUGUUCCGCACUACGUGAUGAUGUGUUUAGUCUACACGACGUGGAUGUCCUGCAGGGGUGUGGGGAAUGGCCUAAUUUCCGUCAUACGGGCCCGUGGCUGGAGGUAUUUGUUGUUAGCACUGAUCGACGUUGAGGCGUGCACUCUUAUUACAUCAUCGCAUCAAUAUACCAGCCUUGCUAGUAUACAGCUUCUCGACUGCGUGGCGAUACCGGUCGCCUUGGUACUCUCGUUUCUGGUCCUGGGUGUCAGAUACAGAAUGGUGCAUAUCGUCGGCGUGUCUGUCUGCUUGAUGGGCGUGGGAUGCCUGGUCUGGGCUGGUAUAGACGACAAUAACGAUCCGAUGGCUACUGGAAAGAACCAACUUGUUGGCGAUAUGCUUUGUCUCGGCGGCGCGGUAUUGUUCUCCAUAACGACGGUGCUGCAGGAAUUGGCCGUUAAGACGGUCGAUAUCAUCGAAUACCUCGGCAUGAUCGGUUUUUUCGGUACAAUACUGAGCUGCAUGCAAACCGCGGUGCUCCAGAGGUUUCAAAUAGAAGCGUUUCACUGGGACAACGUACCAGUAAUAACGAUCCUGAUUCUUUACUGCAUCACGCAAUUCAUGUUCUUCUCUCUGGUGCCGGUAAUACUGUUUGAAUCGGGCGCUACCGCCUUGCAGCUCGCGCUGCUCACCUCGGACUCCUUCAAUAUAUUGGCUGGAAUGCUUAAUCACCACUACAAGUUUCAUGCACUGUACUUCGUUUCGUACGCGCUCACCAUGACCGGCAUAUACAUUUACGCGAUAAAGAGAACACCGAUGUCGUCGAACUCACGGAGGCAGCACAUCGAACCGCCGAUCCCAGAUUAUAGACAUAUGUCCCAUCCCGAUGUCGGCGAGGUGGAGAUGGCCACGAGUUCCGGAAUGUCAGGCGUGAGCGGCACCCUCGACAUAAGGGCAUCCACCCUCGGCAGCGAGAGGGAGACAAUGGACGCGACAAGUCUACCGCUUAGCGUCAGUUCCGACACGGCCUUCACCUCCUUCUACGGCAGUCAGGCGAACCUAAAGGUAGCAUCGAGAUCGAUGCCGCGUGUUUCGUCCAAUUCGUAUUUCGAUACGAGUACCGGUCCGCCCUGAUAUCUGUCGGGAAUGAACUUAACGCGAGCGCAGGGUUCGCGUGAUAUUCCGAGGCAGAUGGAAUCCGCGCGACUCAACGUUUUCUCCAAAUCUACACACUUUCGAUAAUGGGACUUCGGCGCUGCGACACGAGACUCGACGAGUUUGCACUACGACGAUUCUUUCAAAUUUGGUAGACUCAUUUUACAGAAAGAAAAGCCUCGGAGCAUGAGCGGGGAUCGCGUGAUGUAACUGACUCGUACGAAGGCAAUAAGAUCAAACGACAAAUAAAAUUGAUAAAUGUAUAAGUUUUAGAUAUCGUUGUAUACUCGAUGAUAGGUUUGGUGCUCUGUAUUAAGUAGCGUCUGAAUGAUUGCCCGCACGAAGAGAGUCUUUUUAAUUCGCGGUGACUCCAUCUGCCUCCGAUAACGAACUCCCCGUACUUCUUUACUUGUUGUUGGAGGUGUAAAUGAAAUCUGUGACGGUUUCAGGCUGCGAACGGGAACAGUGGUUCUGCCUAUAAUUAAUAAGUGGAAGGAAUCGACUGCCUAGAAUAGAGUACCGUGCAAUUCAUUCGUUCGAAAUGCGAACUUCUUGACUUCUUGAAACGGGGCCCUUAGAAAGGAUGUUUGUAUAUCGACAUACAUAAUUACGAACGUUAGCACACUGUCUAAAGACUUCUUUAAGAUAUCUGUGUAAGCUUAUUAUUACACAGUGUUAAUUGUACUUAACGGUAAAACGAUAACCGGGCCGUCUUUGAGUUGUAAUUCAACGGUGUGUUUAGGUGUUAUUUAAUAAAUAAGUUUAAUUUAUGAGAAGAUACUAGGUUUCGAUGUAAUCAUUGGAAUAAUUUCAAUCAUUAGAAUUAAACUUUAUAGUUUUCGUACGCAACGAAAUAAAUUUGGGUAAACGUACUAACUAGUCUAAUAACGAUAAAUAAUUUUACCUCAUUGUAGCACACCACUCAUCUAAUUAGAUCUUUCUGACAUGCAUAUUAUGUAUAAUUGACGAUUAAUAUUUCAGACUAAUAUUUCGCCUUAAUCUUCGACUAAACGAUCGAAUUAAACUUAAGGACGGCCAUAAAAUCAAAAUACACACCGAUUUGGGUAUCGAUAUUCCUUCUAAUCAAAAACCAUUUCCAGCGUAUUGUUUAUAAAGGUGUCAACUAACUCUGUAAGAACGAAACGUGCCAAAUGUCGAAGUCUAUUAGCACUUAGAUCGUAGAACUAGAAGAGCGCGAAUGUAAAACAUGUACCCGUUUUAUGUACAUCGUGUACUCAUUUUCACUUAAAUUUUUUAUAUUAACACGAAUUACCUUCGUGUGACGUUUGUUAUGACUAUUACGAUCGAUAUACUGUAGUAUAUACAAAGAUAUUUAUAAGUUACACUGAUAAAGGCUGAUCGAGGUAGAGGAAAACUUUACGUAAUUCAACUCCGACGUGCUCGAUCGACCUAAUUAACACAGUCAAUGUAAGUCGACUACGUAAUUAUGCUACACUAUUCUAUUCUUCUAUUACAAUAGCUUGCGGCUGGAAUGAACAAACAUCAUCAUCCAUGCGGAUAACACCUUAAAAUGAGUGUACACUUAUUUGUAUUCCGCUACUCCGCGCAUAAUAUCCAAGUAUAAUAGUGACUAAAUCUAUGACUUAUAUUCUCGUCAAUAAUCCAUGUUUUUUGUUUAAAAAAAAACCAAUCGGAAUUUCAGAGCAUUUACAGGGUGCAGAAAAUCUAAACUCGACACAACUUGACCUUGUUGUUACACCAUACUAAUUCAUACUAUGCAAUUAUUCAAUAAAUUAAUCUUAUGUGAUUAACGUUAAAAAUA